Molecule: messenger RNA, 2103 nt
Organism: Ictalurus furcatus (blue catfish)
Lineage: Eukaryota; Metazoa; Chordata; Actinopteri; Siluriformes; Ictaluridae
Gene: slc25a3a
Product: solute carrier family 25 member 3a
Exons: 7
Coding region: 573-1631 (352 amino acids)
Biological process (GO): mitochondrial phosphate ion transmembrane transport
Cellular component (GO): mitochondrial inner membrane
Molecular function (GO): phosphate transmembrane transporter activity
Source: RefSeq, a predicted model, not a curated record
CCGUCUGACGGGAACCUCGUAAAGGCUCUGUGUAGCACCUUGCGACCUUCAGGAAAGCUUUGAGUGUGCGAGGAACCUUUUGAGGAAACCUCCGAGUGUAAAAUUCCUUACAAAAUCUUGAUUAUUUGUGAAACUGAAAUCCGAGUGUUUCGAGGCAGGGAAGUUCGGCAGGUGAAACCGUGAGCAGGCGCGAGCUCCGUCCUCACCUCGCGCUGACGUCCUCUGACGUCACCGAAGGACACGGGGGAUUUAGCGUGAGCGUGAGCGUGCCGUGUGACUCUGAGACUCGCCGGCUGUCUGAAGCGUCUGUGGAUUUAUACAUCCGAGUGUCUCGGCGUCUUUAUUUACUUUAACAUUUCAUAUUUAAUCCAGGAGCGUGUAUUUUGACUGAUUUGGAUUUCAGAGGAAAAUAUAGAUCUGUUUUUGUUUUUGUGACAUUACUGCUCAUUUAUAUACACCGUUUAUUUAAAUAUAGCUUCCUAUUCAUCUUUAUCGAUCUUUUCUUUUCUAACCGAACGAGUCGAUCGUUUCUAGUUUGUUUAUUUAUUUGCGGUAAGUUGGUGCAGGUGGAAAUGUACCCGUCAGGACUGAAGUCUUUAUCCCGGCUGAACCUGUUCCACUCGCCGCUAAUCUCCUUACAGCAGCAGGGAGCCGAACGGAGACGCCGCACCCUGACCGCAGCCUCCUACCACGAGGCUGAUGUGAGCUGCGAGUACGGCUCGAAUAAAUACUACGCCCUGUGCGGUUUCGGAGGCGUCCUGAGCUGCGGGCUCACGCACACCGCCGUCGUCCCUCUCGACCUGGUCAAAUGUCGCAUCCAGGUAAACCCGGGUAAAUACAAAUCCAUCUUUAACGGCUUCUCCGUCACCGUGAGGGAGGACGGGCUCCGAGGUCUGGGUCGAGGCUGGGCUCCUACGUUUAUUGGCUACUCCGUGCAGGGUCUCUGCAAGUUCGGCUUCUACGAGCUCUUCAAAGUGCUCUAUAACGACAUGCUAGGAGAGGAGAACGCUUACCUCUGGAGGACGUCGGUGUACUUGGCCGCUUCUGCCAGCGCGGAGUUCUUCGCCGAUAUCGCUCUGGCCCCCAUGGAGGCGUGCAAAGUGCGCAUCCAGACCCAGCCAGGUUACGCCAGAACCCUGAGAGAGUGCGCCCCGAAAAUGCAUGCAGAGGAGGGGCUAUGGGCGUUCUACAAAGGCGUGUAUCCUCUGUGGCUACGUCAGAUCCCGUACACCAUGAUGAAGUUUGCGUGUUUCGAGCGUACGGUGGAGACGCUGUACAAGUACGUGGUGCCGAAACCUCGCAGCGCCUGCUCCAAACCCGAGCAGCUCGUCGUCACCUUCAUCGCCGGGUACAUCGCUGGCGUGUUCUGCGCCGUGAUUUCCCACCCGGCCGACUCGGUGGUGUCCGUGCUGAACAAGGAGAAAGGAAGCUCAGCCGUACAGGUGCUUAAGAGGUUGGGACCUCAAGGCGUGUGGAAGGGGCUGGUCGCUCGCAUCGUCAUGAUCGGCACGCUGACCGCGCUGCAGUGGUUCAUUUACGAUUCGGUGAAGGUCUAUUUCCGCCUGCCGCGCCCGCCUCCCCCGGAGAUGCCCGAGUCUCUGAAGAGGAAGAUGAGUUUGGCAGGCCAAUAGAGAAAACACACACAAACCUCAAGGGCAAAAUCUACAAAAACUUUUCACCAGUGAAGGAGAAACAGUACAUUUCAUUUGUGGUUGCAAAAGUUAAAUAAAUAAAUAAAUAAAUAAAUACAAAUCUAGUACUGGUCCAUCAUUCGCAAUAACCCCUCCUACUGCUACCUUAAACCUCAUACAUUAAUAAAAUAAGGGUUUCAUUUGACUUCCCCUUUUAAAUAGUAAUGGAAAGUAGUUUUGUCAUGAACCUCUUGGUCUCCAGACUUGAUCUGAUGUCUGAUGGUUACAGCAGGUAUGUCUGGACAAAGAUGAUGAAGUCGGUCGUAAAGCCAUAUUGGAGAAUAGCUCACAAUUAGAAGUGGAGAAUAUGAAGGAACGCCUGUGCAGCUGAACACACUAAACGCCUUGUUUCUAUCGGUUCAAUUCGUUCUUGAGCGUGCGCAAACUUUUGCACUCGGCUGGCUAUACGUGG